AUGAGGCGGCGGUGGUUUGUCUUCGGCUUGUUCUCCUUUGGCGCUGCUGCUGCCGCUGCUGCUGCCCCGUGCAGCAGCAGCAAACAGACUCUCUCGCCAGCCCUAACCUUCUUGUCAGUGCCUCCUCGGGCUCUGCAGCUCCGCCAGUCUGCUGCAGCAGCAGCGCGCGGCACUGCAGCAGCAGCAGCAGCAGCAGCAGCAGUAGCCGAGCAGGCAAAGACAACGGGCGUCCCGCUGGGCACAACGGAGGCCCUUGAGGAGCUGCUGCGCCGAUCAAGGCCAGGGCCUUUCAACACUGAGGGGCCCCUAAAGGGGGCCCCCCAGUGGGGGCCCCCCGAGGAGGCCCCCCAUGGGAGGGCCCCAGCGGCGGGCCCCCAGGAAGGGGCCCCUGAGGGGGGCCCCCAUGGGGGCCCCCCUUGGGGGGCCCCCCGGUCUCUGUGCAUUAUGGGCUGCACCGGGAGUGUGGGGGCCCAGGCCCUAGAAGUUGUGCGGCAGUUUCCUGGGUGGUUCCGUGUGCGAGCUCUUGUUGCUGCAGGGUCUAGGCUGCAGCCUUUGCUGCAGCAAACCCUCGAGUUUAGGCCCGACUUCGUGAUAGUGGACAGCGCCGAGCGCGCCAGGGCACUGCAGGAGCUGCUGCGGGGCGCGUUCAAGGCCCCCAGCAGCAGCAGCAGCAGCAGCAGCGGCGGGAUGCCCGCAGUGCUGCACGGGGUGGAGGCAAUGGAGGAAGCAGCCAGCUUGCCAGCAGUGGACUGCGUGCUGCUGGCCAUCUCAGGCUUCAAAGGCUUAAGGCCAGCUCUUGCUGCACUGCAGGCCGGCAAAGACGUGGCCCUAGCAACUAAGGAGGCCCUUGUUGCUGCAGGUGAGCGGGCACCCGGGGAGGCAGCAGCAGCAGCAGCAGAAGAAAAAGCAGCGGUUGCCGCAGCAGCAGCAGCAGCUGCCGCCGCAGCAGCAGCAACUGCCGCAGCAGCAGCAGCAGCUGCUGCUGCUGCUGCUGCCGCAGCAGCAGCAACCACUUGCACGCCUGGGCUCGCAUGCCGCAGAACAGCAAACUCCACCCCCCCACACUUUGCCUCCACUGUGACCAGUUGUCCACUGUGGUCUCCGCAGGUCCGGUCUUCCGAAACCUCUUCAGACGAACCCGCGCCGGUGACGCCCGUGGGAUGUACGGACACCUCGGGGCCCCGGGGGCCCCGGGGGCCCCUGGGGCCCCAGGGGCCCCUGGGUUUGGCAGCGGGGGAAGGGGGCCCCUGA
This is a messenger RNA of Eimeria tenella, 1251 nucleotides long. RefSeq lists its product as uncharacterized. The record is from RefSeq and is a predicted model, not a curated record. The transcript has 3 exons. Gene Ontology annotation, biological process: isoprenoid biosynthetic process. Bases 1 to 1251 code for a protein of 416 amino acids. NCBI's taxonomy places the organism in Eukaryota, Apicomplexa, Conoidasida, Eucoccidiorida, Eimeriidae. Gene Ontology annotation, molecular function: 1-deoxy-D-xylulose-5-phosphate reductoisomerase activity; manganese ion binding; ice binding.